AUGAACUGCUGUCAGGUCAAGACCAUGGUGAGGACAGUGAGCAUGCAGAUGAGCUUCCCUGAGACAGACAACGACGUGUAUCGNCCGCUCGAGAAGUUCCUAAAGAAGCAGACCACGGCUCUGACCCGGGCCGGGGGCUUUGUUGGCGGGGUGGCGGACAAGGCCAGCGGGGGGACGGGGGCGUCCCGCAGGAGGGCCAGCCUGUCCCGGGUCGUUCCCUUCUUCAGGGAGACGUCACCGGAGAGCGGCCAGGCUCGGGAGGUGUUCAGCCCCGACAGUGAGGACCCCCCCUCCUGGCCCUCAGCCACGGGGCCCGGUCUGGUCACCGUGCCCAACAGCGCUAACAGCUCCGGUUCUGGUUCUGGAGGAGGAGACGUCCGCAGCCCGUCUCUGUCCAGCGACGAGCAGAGCUCUGAGGCCAGCCUGAUCACAGAAACCAGCGUGGGAGGAGUAGGAGGAGUAGGAGUAGGCGUUGGAGGAGGAGGGGGGACGCCUCUUCCACCUGACACACCGGACAACCUGACCCUCGCUGUGCUGGACAGUGCGGCGGGAAAACGCACCGCAGUCUGCACAGAAACCUUGCUGGAUGACUUCAUGUUGACCCAUCCCAUCUUCCUGACGGCCGACAGGUUCCAGCAAGUCCUGCUGCAGCAAUUCAGUCUGGAUACAGAGGGGAAGGAGGUAGAAGGUGGAAGGAGGGAGGCAGAGGGUGAGAGAAAAUAUGGAGGAGGUGGAGGAGAGACGGAGGGAGAGAGUGAGGGAGUGAUGGAUGGAGCAGAGAGAAAGCAGGCGGUGCUGAACGUGGCGUUUCGAUAUCUGGACACCUACAGAGAGCUGCUGCAGGAGGAAGGAGAGCGCAGCAACAGCUUCCCAAAGGAGCUGUACCUGUGUGCGGUUCAGGAGUUGAGUCGGUAUCCUGAGCUGGUGGAGGAUGUCCUUAAACUGCAAAGAUGGACUGAGAUCUUAAACUGCCCUUCUGAUGAGGAGAAGGAAAGCAGGAAGAAGCAGGUCCGUCCUUUGUUCAGACACUUCAGACGCAUCGACGCCUGUCUGCAGCCCAGAGAGGCCUUCAGAGGCUCAGACGAGAUCUUCUGCAGGGUCUACACUCCCGAUCACUCCUAUGUCACCAUCAGGAGUCGUCUGUCCUGUCGGGUCGGAGAGAUUCUGGCUCUGGUCCGAGAGAAACUCCAGUACAGUGAAGACCAACCAGUUCUGCCUGGAAACCUCAUACUGGUGGCCGUCACAUCAGCUGGAGAGAAGGCAGUGUUUCGUCCCAGUGAUGAGGCCGUCUUCACCACACUGGGAGUCAACACUCACCUGUUUGCUUGUGAACCCUCUGAGCUUGAGUCACUGCUUCCUCUGCCUGAGGAGAUCCACUGGACACCCGGUGACAGCAAACUCCAUGACAUGUCAGCUGAGGAGGUAGCCAAUCAGCUCGUAGUGUUUGACUGGGAGCUCUUCAGCUGUGUGCACGAGGUGGAGUUUGUGUGCUAUGUGUUUCAUGGGGAGCAGUCCCGCUGGCGCCCCCUUAACCUGGAGCUCGUACUGCAGCGCUGCAGCGAGGUGCAGCACUGGGUCGCCACGGAGAUCCUGCAGUGUCAGUCACUGCCAAAGAGGAUCCAGCUGCUCCGCAAGUUCAUCAAGAUCGCAGCACUCUGUAAGCAGCAGCAAGACCUGCUGUCGUUCCUGGCUGUGGUUCUUGGUUUAGACAACCCAGCUGUCAGCAGACUACGACUCACCUGGGAGGGUCUUCCGGGGAAGUUCAGGAAGCAGUUUCAGCAGUUUGAGAGCAUUGCGGACCCCUCCAGGAACCAUAAGUCCUACAGAGACCUGAUCACCAGCCUGAGACCUCCGCUGAUCCCCUUCACACCUCUGCUGCUUAAAGACUUGACAUUUCUUCAUGAGAGCUGUAAGACGUUUCAUGGUGAACUCGUCAACUUCGAGAAGAUGCAUAAAGUGGCAGAGAUGGUGAGGAUCAUCAGACGAUACAGGAGCAGCCAGCUAGCCAUGGAUACAGAGACAUCCCCCUCCCACCUGCAAACGAAGGCCUACGUCCGGCAGUUACAGGUGAUUGACAACCAGAACCUGCUGUUUGACAUGUCGUGCAAACUGGAGCCCAAAGACACAUAGAGGGACUGACAGGAUGGUAAAGAAAAAAAUAAGAAAGCAUGGAAAAUGAAGAGGAAGAGAUGGGAUGGAGAGAAGGCGAAGAAGAGGAGAAGGAUUUUGUGUCCAGAAACAAGAAAGCAAAGAAACAAAUGGAUGGAGGAAGGUUCAGGUAGAAAGAGAUGGAAAUAAGCGAAGGAAGGCGUUUUACCCUGAAACUAAACCUACAACCUCCUCAUCAUCGUCUUUACCUGAAAUAAAAAAAUAACUUGAGAUGUUCUUGAUCAGCAGAAAGAAUGAGCUUCCUCUCUUUCAUCCACAAGUUUAAUUAUCUUCUACACCUUCACCUCCUCUUCCUCCCUUAUCCUUCCUCUCCAUCAGCAGCUGUCAAGUCCAAACACUGCCAGCAGCCCUGACAACCACAACCACAGAGAGAUAUGUGGAGGGAGUUCAUCAAACUGGACCAAAACCUCAAAACACCUGGUGUGACCUGGUGGUCAGUCUGAUCAAAGUUGCCCAGAUUAAACAAAACCUCAAAGUCACGUCAGAUCCCAAGUGCAUAGCGCUCUGCAUCUGUACAUCAGCUAAAAGAUUCAAGAUAACUGAAAAUUCAACAGGCUCAAUUCAGUCUGCAGCAGGUUUGAGAGGCAACACUACUUUGACCCAGCCGCAGUGAAGAAGAAGAAGAAGAAGAAGAAGAAGAAGAGACGAAUCAUGGACUCUUUCUAUUUUCUCACUUUCUGCACUUUCCCACCCUAGUUUCCCUCCUGUUGUGGUGGCUUACCAAUCAGACUAAAGACAAUCUGACCACCUGACUGACACCGGCUGAAACCUCCAACAAACAGCCUCAAACCUGCUGUUCAACCACAAUUUCAUGGGAAACAAGAACUAUACCAUAUUGGCCGAAAUAUAAGACAGCACAGGACAAACUACACAACUGCGGGAUUUACGAUCUGCUUUAAUGCUUUCAUCUUGUGUUUCUCUUUUAUGAAAUAAAAGGCUCCAAGGAAAGGACUCAUCGGACCAACGGUAUCUUUUGGAAACUUUUCCAAAAGUGUUUUGUAUCUUCAAAAAUUAUUAUUAUUUUUUUUCAAUACUCAUCAGGAUCGUCUUAUAUGUGGGUCAAUACGGUAUUUUUGCGGGGAUGCACAUAAACAUCUCUAUGGAUCAACUCAGAAACGGCUGUCAAGGAUAGCUUUUGACUGCAGACACCCAAAUAUCAACAGGACACUGCACUUCAAACAGCUGACUGGUUAUUCCAACUUCCUGUUGGGAGGCAGGCUUGAAACAACAAAACUGGAACUGGACUUAUUAAAGCUACUCUCAAAAUUUGUAGAACAACAAACAAAAACCAACAUGUUAUUGUCUCUGAACAACAUGUAGACGGACAAAAUGUUUAAGCUUUCAAACACAGCGGAGGAUGUAAAAAUGCCAGCAGACGAGCAAUUUUUUUAACCGACAAAUGUGGAUUCACAUUAUGCAGCCUUGGUUUCGUUCUCCAGGAUCUUUUCUCUGAGGACAUGCAGACGCAAGAUAUUAAACUCUGCAGGAACAAACAGAAAUGACAUAAAUCAAGUUCCUCUAAACCUUUGCAGAGAGAGACCAGUUUGAUUACCAGUGGAAAUGGUCAAAUUUAGCUGCUACGACUUUUCAAAUGUUGCUGUCCGAGUUUACACGAGAGGCUUCUGCACUCAGAAAUCUGUCAUCUGUAUUUCAGGACUGAAUAUAUUUUUCCAUCAAAAAAAAUUAACUCUCUAACAUCGAAUAAUGGACACAACGGACCACUCUGUAAAUCUGUAACUGAACUCACAGUUACAGUGGAUUGUGUCCAUGGUUUACAUCAGCGGUAAGGGCUGUUGGGCUGACCUCUGAUCUGUGGUUCGUAUCAGCUGCCAUAUUCCACACAGAGCUAUCAGGGACUGGUUUUGUUCAUCUGAACUUAGAUUCCUCCUUGAUUAAACCUUAACGGUGACAAUAUCACUGACACCCGUCACAGACUUGCAAGCACUUUGGCAUAUUGGUCACGGUGCAUUCAUGGACCCCGAUCACAUGGUAGGACUUGUUAGUGGCGGACUGUCAGGAUGUUUCAUUGCUGUUUUUUACCGAACGUAAUCUCAGCUGCAGUCCGAAGAUGUUGGUCAACUCUUCAGUCUUUCUACUUUUUGUUUCAGGACAUUGAUGGCAAACAUCGUUAAAUGUCUCUCACAGUGUUUUAUGAUUCAACAGGACAGUUGGAAAAUUCACACUACACUCACUUUAAAGGACCAUGCCCCUGUAUUUUGUAUGCUUUAACCAGUUUGCUUCAAAUCACAUAGACGCUCCAUCGCUGCCAAACCACAACACAGUAGUUUAUUUUUUUCAUUUUGGUAUAGAAAGCAAUAGAUGUCAGUUAAUUUCUACAAAAAUCAACACGCAGGCUGGUCUGAUACUAUUCUAUCAGAGCUAUAUGAUUAUCACAACAUAUAUCAGUCAGUAAGUUACAGGAAAAGUCAGUAAAAAUGUCCGAAGUUAACUAGAGACAGUGUCUUCACUACAGACUUUGUCCACUAGAGAGCACUGAGGAGUUAUAAUAACAUAAUCACAUUCCCAGAGAAACCAAGCUUAAGGUACCCUGUGAAGUUUUGUCUUUGUUGCCGCAUUUAUUUGUAUUACUACCAUCGAUCAGCACAAUAACAUGAAACUGGUGUCAGGAAUCUCUUGUGCGCUCAGACCCACUUAUAAAACAUUGAUCCAUAACACUAUUAAAAACUCAACAAGGUACCUCUAACAACCAAAUUCAAGGGGGGGGUUUAUAUUAAAAAAAAGAUGUAUCAGCCAUUGGAUGGCACUUCCUGUCAUUAAUUGACGAUAACUGUUCGUUCCAAUACCCAUACUAUCAUACUAUUUAGUAUGCUGGAAAAAGGUUUAGUAUGACCCAACACAUACUGUAGUAUGUCAAAUGCAGUAUGCCAAAAAUACCAUGACAUCCCACUACAUUUGGUCAUUGCAAGCCAGCAUGCUUUUCUGGCUAUUUUGACCCACAAUCCUCUCCACAGCAGAAGAUGCGUCACAUCGGCUGAGCUGCAAACAGAUAAGAGCUUGACAGCUCGUUGACGGCUAUCAGAAGCUGCAGUGAAGGAUGACAGUGCAAUCAAGUGACUGAUGACCAGUAUAAUAGUAAUAAUAGGAAUAUUUAUUGUUUAAAUGAGCAAAACAAUCAUAGAUUAUCAAAAACAAAAGGGACAUAACUAUAAUUACAACAAUGACAGAAAAAUGCACACUGUUGUGGAUAUAAUGGGCUGUGCUAGAGUUUGCAUUGUAUGCAGUUAUGACUUAAAAGUUAAAACCACAUACAUUUCAAAGUAAGAUCAACAAAGCUCCUAGGUUGACUUUUGUCUCUGGCAUGCUCCACAAAUGGCGUUUUGUUUUAUCUCCAAGGAUAUAUGAGCAAGAAGUUCAGGGCACAAUGUUAUGAGAAAGUAGUAUGUCCUGAUUGUGUGCACACUGCGUGCAACAGUAUGUACUUUGUAAAGGUAGCUGCAGGACCUACUAAAAAUAAAAAGAAUCAGUAUGUGAUGCAGAACACAUACUGAUACUUUCUUGUCCUCUUUUCGUUAUCGGCAGAUUUUAUUCAGGACACCUGUGGCUGUAUUAAAUGAUUGACUCUGAAGGCUAUGUGAGAUUUUGAAAUGUUUUGAAAUUAACUACAAAAACUGGUUGUUAGAAAGAUGUAAGAACAUUUUCUAAAAUCUAACACAGUCUGUGUUUUAAAAUGGUUAGUAGGUAGUGAGAGUUGGAGUAAACGGGCUAAAUCAUGCUAAAAAACAGAGGUAUGGUCUGAAAGUCACACACUGAUUGAAAUAAUAAACAUAUGGCAGCCAGUCGGCUGUUUCUACGGGACGACAUCACACCAGAGAGAAGAACACUAACAUAAGAAAGAGUCGACAGGAAAAAAUUUUUUCUCAGCGUUUGGGAUCUAACUGCUGUCACAUCUGAACGACCAAUCGGCUUUAAGGAAGGACCUGAUCACCCCCACAGAGCUGCCCUACCAUUGGCUGUUCAAUGGAUUGGGGGGGUCGACAUCUGAGGCAAUAACAGAGCGACAGGAAGUGACAGUAGUUGGUCAAUUUAUCGCAGCAACGAAGCACUUUUGCCAAACCUCAGGGCUCAGAGACACAGAGAGGUUUUGUUUACUCUUUAUUCUAGAUUUUCAGUAGAGUUCAGUUCAGUUGAGUCCAGUUGUGUUGCGAUCAAUUGGUUCUGUGUUUGUACAGCUGAUCACACUUAAGUCAUAUUUACUAUAAUAAUAGAAAUCUACAGAGUUGUUGUUUUUCUGCUGUGAUCACCACCAGGUCUGAGUCCAGCCUGAACACUGAAACAGUGCUUUAAUUUAGACUGGUAAAGAUUGAGUUUUGGUUUGUUUUAGGGUGGUUUUUUUGUUGUUUGUUUGUUUUUUGCAGUGCACUGAAGAGUUUCACUCUGAGAUGUCGUACUUAUUGUAUUAUUUUUUAUUUAUUUUUUUUUUUAAAAGGGAUUGCAUCAUUUCUGAAGUAUUACUAAUCUGUCAUUUGCCUCACAGUUAAAGCCUUCCAGCUGCUCAGGAACAAACCCUGAGAUUUAGAGAAUAGACAUGAUUUUUUGAGGAAAAAAUGUUGGCAUGUUAUGAAAAUACAAAGAUAAAAGAAAAGAGUUAUAAUGUGAGAAAAUGGGUAAUUUCACAAGUAACUCUUGGGGAUAAAGUCGUACAUUUAUGAGAGACAGAAGUUGUAAUAAGAUCAGAAGAAGUAAAAAUUCAUAAUAUGUAGGGGUGGGAUUACGAUAUUAUCAUGAUACUUAAAUCACAAUACAAUAUUAUUGCAAUUUUAGAUAUGUUGCGAUAUGCUGAGUAUUGCGAUAUAUUGCGAUUUAUUACCUUUUUUUUAAACUAUAAAAUACGUCCCUAAAGGAAAACUUUGAAAACUUUAUCUUUUAGAUUAAACAGAUGUUGACAGUCUGGUCACCUCACUUCAGUCUUUUUUUUUAGCAGCACCAAAAUGUAUCUAGUGGACUUAAAAAGCAAUUGAUUAUAUUAUUCUAGUAGGCUAACUAAAGUUUAAUUUGUAUUUGUAAUGUUAAUAAUUUAUUUAUUAAAAAGUAUUUGCCAAGUAUUGCCACACAAGAAUGUCAUGAUACUAUGCUGUAUGGAUUUUUUCCCCCACCUCUAAUGAUAUGUUGAGACAAAGUUACAAUUUGAUGUCAAAAAAGUUGUAGUUUAUUUUAAAGUUGAAUUAUAGAGACAUUUUAUUAUAAUACUUGCUGGAAGUCUUUUACUUGUGACAUAAAUUAUGCUUUAUUCAAAAGAAUACGUGAAUUCCCCCUCAGUUAUAUCCAACUUGUUAGGAAGGUCUUUUUCAGUAAGACAUUCAGACGAUAUCUUUGUGGUUGGGAUGAAACUCUUCAGUGCGUAAAGACGGUUUACAUGUUUGUAUUAAUUAUCUGAAAAGAUGUAAAUGGUUUGAAAAAUGUUCUCUGUGCUCAGCUCUGGUGGCCGGUGAGACUUUGUCAUUCUCCAUCUGUACCAUAACAUCCUGUUUGCAAAAGCUCAGUGAGGCUGAUCCUGUCCAGAGACAAGUCCACCUCCUGUCCACGUGAGAACAAGACCUAGUAACUUCUCUGUGAAGUCCAGGUUUUAGACCCAACAACUUAUAGUCUAUUUUAUUUAUUGUUCUCUUACAGCCUGGCUUUCUUUUAGUACUUUUGGGCAGCUGCGGUCACAGUGACUUAAGUUGGAAAAACAAGAUUUUUUGUUUGAAAAGUAACUUGACACUAAGCUGAAAAUCAGUGUUUUACUGAGCUCCUCUGGUUAAAGUAUGUUUUACGUAACCACACCCACCAGUGACGUAACAUUGCACUUAUCACACUGUCGGUACAGUUCUGCAUCACUGCAGCAAGGUGAGAUGUCAACCAAGACUUUCAUCUGGGAUAUCUGCUGUAAAGGGGCAGUGUGACAUGUUUUUAUUUUCACCUUUUGUAAGAAUUUCUGUUGUGUUUUAUGGUAGAGGAUCUCUGAUCUGGGUUGGACUCAGGACAGGAGCUUAUCAGAAGUGUCAAAUUUUCCUCAUUGCUGUUUUACAGCAUUUCAAGUUCUAACAUGGUGUGUGAACUAAGGUGGCUUGAUUCUGGACAGGAGAAAACCUGCGAAACUCCAGUUUGACACGACCUUCUAUAUCUUAUAUGGAGUCUUAAAAUAUAUUUUGUCCUCAAAACAAAAUAAUUUUCAGAUUUCCCAAGAACACGAGUUGAAGUUUGACCGACUAAGUAAUCGAGUUUGAGUUUGAAUGCCCAAGAAAAAGAGUUCGAGUUUGAACCACUAAGAACAAGACUUCAAACUCAGAACAACACAAGAUUGAACUCGGGGUCAAACUCUCAAAACACAAGUUAAAACUUUCAAGAACAAAAGUUCAAACUCCAAAGACCACUAGUUCAAACUACCAAGAACACAAGUGGGAAUGCCCAGGAACAGUAGUUUGAACUCUCAAGAACACAAGUAAAAACUCCCGAGAACAUUAGUUUGAACUCCCAAGAACACUAGGUAAAACUUCUAGAGACACUAGUUCAGACUUCCAAAACAAAAGUAAAAACCCCUAAGAAAACUAGUUAAAACUCUCAAGAACACAAGUUAAAACUCCCAAGAACAUCAGUUUGACCUCCAAAGAACACUAGUUAAAACUUUUAAAAACACUAGUAUGAACUCCCAAAACACAUCUUUAAACUACUAAAACUCAGGAACACUAGUUUAAAUUCCCAAGAACAAUAGGUGAAGUUGGAUUGCCCAUGGACAUUAGUUAAAUCUCCCAAGAGCAUGAAUGUGUUCAGUUUCUAAAGAACACAAGUUCAAGUAACAACUCCUCUUAAGGCCAAAACACACCGGCGCCGUACGAUGCGCGUCAAAACAGCCGCCCCCAUUAUUUUCUAUUUCCAAACCCACACCGGCGGCUGUUUUGACGCGCGUCGAUGUGCCGCACCGCGGCACUUUAUGCUAUUGUCCUAUUUUUCCAGCGUCGCCGCCCUUGAAAAAGCGCUAUUUUGUAUGUCCCAGCUCCCGCGGACUGGAGUGUGCAAUGGAAAUCCGGUUGACGCCCCGCAGCGCGACGCUUUUUGGGUGUGUUGGGGGCGGCACUUGACUCGCGUCAAUGACGCCGCCGUCAUAUGACGCCGCCGUCAUAUGACGCCGCGGGUGUGUUUUGGCCUUUAGCAUGAGUAAGAGUUUGAACUUCCAAGACCACGACUUCUUUGAAGAAUGUGAAUUAUGUAGCUUCAGAUUUUAUCCCUCAGUUUGAAAUUACAGUGAGUUUUCGGGACUCUGUAUUUGCUGUUAAAGGUUUCGUCGAGGUGGGGACGUUUGCAGUGGUUUGGUUGGGUACAAAGUAUGAAACCCAGCGAAGGUGACAUCAUCACUAGUCUGCCGGUGGCUCUCUCAGGACUACUUCCUGGGUGUUGGGCGAUUCAUUAUAGAUCCCACCGAAGUUCUGGGCAGAAACAGAAGUCCUGUAUCCUAACUAUGUCUUAUCUUAACUUAAACAAAACCAUUAAUGUUACACCUGAACUAAAUCGACCAAACCUUCAUGUUUCUUGCACCAAUCUCAGCUUCUGCCUGUAAUUCUGCUGGGAUCCAUAAUUUUGGGAGCGGACGGUCUCUUAGUUCUCGGCCAUCCGCUGUGACGCCCACAUGAAAACACUGAAAAAUUGAAAAUGUGUACAUAGUGCAACCAUGUAAAUAGGCAAAUACUAACGGAGACUCUAUUUUAUGUAUGAGCUGAGAGAGAGAGAGAGCGAGAGAGAGAGAGAGAGAGAGAGAGAGAGAGAGAGUGAUGCUAACUCAAGGAGAAAUAUUUGAUUUGAUGUUUUUUUAUUUGUAAAAGAAAGUGUACAGUGAUGAUAUAAAGAGAAAGAAAUGAUGAUGAAUUUAUGACUUUAUGAAUUGUACAGUUAAAUCUCCUCAGUUUGAUUGUUCUGUUGUUUUCUAUCUAAAGCUUGGGGUUGUUUCUGUUUGUUUUUUUUUUGUACAGAAG
Molecule: messenger RNA, 10136 nt
Organism: Epinephelus moara (kelp grouper)
Lineage: Eukaryota; Metazoa; Chordata; Actinopteri; Perciformes; Serranidae
Gene: rapgefl1
Product: Rap guanine nucleotide exchange factor (GEF)-like 1
Exons: 17
Coding region: 1-2130 (709 amino acids)
Biological process (GO): Ras protein signal transduction; positive regulation of GTPase activity
Cellular component (GO): plasma membrane
Molecular function (GO): guanyl-nucleotide exchange factor activity
Source: RefSeq, a predicted model, not a curated record